Messenger RNA from Myripristis murdjan (pinecone soldierfish), 5334 nucleotides. It is a transcript of the gene dna2, whose product is annotated as DNA replication helicase/nuclease 2. Gene Ontology annotation, biological process: replication fork reversal. Gene Ontology annotation, molecular function: single-stranded DNA helicase activity; 5'-flap endonuclease activity. The record is from RefSeq and is a predicted model, not a curated record. Gene Ontology annotation, cellular component: cytoplasm. Lineage: Eukaryota; Metazoa; Chordata; Actinopteri; Holocentriformes; Holocentridae. The transcript is spliced from 25 exons. Bases 431 to 4672 code for a protein of 1413 amino acids.
UGACCGCUUAAAAGACUUCGCCGUCCUAGGAAAAAAAAAAUACCGCAGGAUAUGCGAUCGGGCAAGCCUUCUUACGUCAUUUCCGUUGCGCGAAAAAGCAACUUUGGCGCCGCAGCGUUUUGUUUUGAAAGGGGGAAGGAAGAAAUUACCAGAGGAUUUCGCCUAAUAUCGAGCUAAUAUCGGGUAGUUUCACGAAUAAAGUGACCCUGGUGCUGACGGCUCUCCGCGGUGAGGACAUGAGGGACCGUCGGUUCACUAAAUAAACACGUUUUGUAUUUAAACCCUGGUUGGUUUGUCUCGGUAGCCGUAGCCUUCCGUCGGUCCACCGGAGAGUGAUGCUCAUUCUCGGCCUGUAACCGGCUCAACCUGCCGUGAGAGACACCAUCCAGAUAAAACAACAACAACAACAACAACAACAACCAGAGCCGCCAUGAACAGGACCAAGCUGAAGAAAAACAAGGUGACGCCAGCAGGGCAGAGUAACAUCUCGUCCUUCUUUUCCACUCAGAAACAGAAGGAUUCAACGUCGCCCACCAAGCUAUCAAGAAAUGGCAAGACGGAGCUGCAGGUCCUCUGUCCUUCCCCCUCCAAGAGGAACAUCCUCGGUGUCAUAGACAACCUCCUCCCCUCCUCCCCGGACCUCCUUUUAUCCAUCCCUGAGACCCCGGACAGUCAGAUCCGGCCUCUUGGCUCCUCUCCUUCCAGAGACCCCGGUCGGCCCAGAGAGGCGUGCAGCUGGGAGAAGGCCGGCCAGCUGUCUCCCGUCUGCCGAAGUCCCCACUCCAGAGGGUUGGGACUGAGGAGAGCGAUGACAGAGGAGGGAGGGAGACGCUCUGGGUCCCUGAAAAGACUCUUCAGCCCCCCAAAAGAAUCCCACAAUGCCAAGAGGCCCAGAACUGCCAACACACAGGUGCUAACACCUCUGAUUGGCCCUGCAAAUAACAGCCUAAAUGUAUCAAGGUUUGGCAUUGGCCCCGUGAAGAAACCUGGCUUGCCCAGUGAGCGCAUCCAGUCGACUGCUCGGACUGAGAGGUCAGGAGGUCAAGUGCCGCGUUUGAGUUUCUCCGGAGCCGAUCAGAGGAUGUGUAGUGACGGCAGAAAGGAAGCGACGUCAGUGUCAGAGGUUUCCCACAAGUCUCUGAGAGCGUCAGGGCAGCGGCAGGAAGGGAGAGCUCCAGAUGAAGAGGAAUCUGUGUUCACAGUCAUAACAGAGCCCAAGCCAGGUGUGGAGACAGUCGGUGCAGCAGCUCGCACACACUCUAGUCCGGACGCACACACGCACAAUCUCAGCGCUCAUGCGUGUAAAGGUGACGCACACACUCGUAAUGGCCUCACGCACAAACCAAGCUCACUCACAGUUGCACUGCAGAAAAGAGCAGAGGACGGAAAAGCGGGUGUAGAUGGGAAAGGACUCACCAGAGCACCCAUGACAUCAUCGGACCAAGACAAAGUUGCUGUGACAUCAUCGGACCAAGACGGAGGUGGAGAUAAGGAAAAUGCAGGAGUGACAUCGGCCUGUCCUGCGGAGGAUGUGGUGGAGGAGAAUUGGUUUGAAGAGCAAAUGGAUCAGAGCACCGGGCCUGUCAAGGAGAAAUACAAGGCUCCCUUUAAGGUACCAGACCAUGUGAUCCUCUCUGGAGGCCGUAACAAUCGGUACUGGGUUUUGGACGUGGAGGAGCGGCCUGGUCAAAAAAUACUGACCGUCUCCUGUUCGAAAACACUACAACCAACUGAGACGUGUCUGCUGAAAAACGGAUGGGAGACGAGCCCAGUGUCCCGUGGCGAUGUGGUGCACCUGGAGGGCCACUGUGAUGGUGGAUCCUGGUUGGUGGACAGGGAGCAGGGCUUCCUGGUUCUGCUUCCUGAUUGGCUCAUCUCAGGAACCAGCAUCUCGAGCUCCAUCCGCUGCAUGAGGCAGGCUGUGCUGGGGGACAUGUUCAAGAGUUUUGAUGGUGGCUCAAAGCAGAUGCUGAACGGCACCAUGGUCCAUGAAGUGUUUCAGCGGGCUGCCAUGGCUAAAGAUUUCUCGGAGGAGACUUUGUCUAAUGUGGCCGGGCAGGUCCUCCUCAGCCCUCAGCACCUGGGAGCCAUGUACAGUUUGGGUGUGAGUCAGGAAGAGAUGAAACAGGAGUUGCAUGAUUAUCUGCCCUCCCUAAAAGAGUGGGCAGACGAAUAUCUGAACUCAUCAACACCGAAAACCAUCAGCCUCAAAGUCCCGAGCAGCGCAGGAGCUCCGUCCGUUGUCACACUUACAGAGUUGGCCGACAUCGAGGAGAACGUGUGGUCGCCGCGCUUUGGCCUGAAAGGCAAAAUAGACGUGACGGCGCGGGUUCGAAUCCACAGAGGGCACAACGGCAGCAGAACACCGCUGGAGAGAGUCAUGCCGCUCGAGCUGAAGACCGGCAGGGAGUCAAACUCGAUAGAGCACCGCAGUCAGGUGAUCCUGUACACUCUGAUGAGCAUGGAGCGGCAUUAUGAUGCUGAAGCUGGUUUCCUGCUUUAUCUGAAGACUGGCAAUCUGCACCCUGUAGUGGCUGGCCGCAUGGACCGCAGAGAGCUGCUGAAGCUGAGGAACACCCUGGUCCAUCACCUGAGCCGCUCUGUGGAGAAGAGCACCGAGCAGAGCCGUCUGUCUCGACUGCCUGACAUCCUGACCAACAGGAAGACCUGCCAGUACUGUCCUCAGAGGAGAAACUGUGCUUUAUAUGAGAGAGCGUUGGAGAGUGGCUCUUCAGAUGUCCCCCAGGAUGUCGUACAGGAGUUCCUGCAGCAGGAGACGGGUCACCUGACCCCGCCACACCUGAGCUAUUUUUCCCAUUGGCUGCUGCUCUGCGGCCUAGAGGCUGCUACCAUGGAGACCAAGAACGGCCGCAAGCACAUCUGGCUGCAGAGCGCUGAGCAGCGAGAGAAGAGUGGCAGCUGUGUGGGCGGCCUGCAGCUCAGCGGCCCCGUCACCGCUCCGUCUGAAGGGGUUUUCCUUCAUCGAUUCCAGAGAAAAGGAGUGAAGCAGCAGGGAGUCAACAGCGGUUUGGCCGCCGGGGACCGCAUUGUUGUCAGUGACCAAGAUGGUCGUAUGGUUGGCUUGGCAACGGGCUACCUGUGUGAUGUCAGCAGCACAUCGAUCAGCUGCACUCUGGACAGAGACUUGUCCAAGUUCAGUGGUGUGUUGUUUCGGUUGGACCAAGAUGAGGGCGUGGUGGGCCUCAGCACUCAUCUGACCAAUCUGUCCAAACUGAUGGAAAACUCUCAAGACAGUGAUCGUCUGAGGGAGCUGGUUGUUGACCUCCGACCCCCGGAGUUUAUCUCCAGUCUCAGUUCUGUUCUGCCCAGAGAGGCCAAGGACACUGUGGCCGACAUCCUGAAAGGUCUGAAUAAGCCCCAGAAGCAGGCCAUGAAGAAGGUGUUGCUGUCUAAAGACUUCACGCUGAUUGUCGGCAUGCCUGGCACAGGCAAGACCACGACCAUCUGUACCCUGGUGCGUAUCCUGCACGCAUGUGGCUUCAGUGUCUUGUUGACCAGCUACACGCACUCUGCCGUUGACAACAUCCUGUUGAAGCUCAAGCGUUUCCGGGUCGGCUUCCUGCGCCUGGGACAGGGCAACAAGGUCCAUCCAGACAUCCUGCCGUUCACAGAGGAGAGCGAGAGGAGGAAGGGAGUUCACACUCUGUCAGAGCUGGAGCAGCUUUAUAACAAGGAGCUGGUUGUGGGAACAACCUGUAUGGGCAUCCGACACCCUCUUUUCUCACGGCGGCGGUUUGAUUUCUGCAUCGUAGACGAAGCGUCGCAGAUUAGCCAGCCUAUCUGUCUGGGCCCGCUGUUCUACGCCAAGAGAUUUGUCCUGGUGGGAGAUCACCAGCAGCUCCCACCAAUAGUGCAAAACAUGGAGGCGAGGUCACUCGGGAUGGAUGAAAGUCUGUUUAAACGUCUGGAGCUCCACAGUGAAGCAGUGGUCCAACUCAAUGUGCAGUACCGGAUGAACAGGCAGAUAAUGUCCCUCAGUAACUCUCUGAUGUACGGGGGACGGCUGGAGUGUGGAUCAGAGAGGACAGCCUCGGCACUGCUCUCCCUGCCCUUUCUGAUCUCCGUCCAAUCAGAGCUCGCUUCUCACUCUAACACUCAACCCCAGCAGGACCUGGCCUGGAUACAGGCUGCCCUGUUGCCUAGUAACCCAGUGUGCUUCCUGGAUGCCUCGCUGGUUCCAGCGCUGGAGUCAGUGGAGCAGGGAGGCGUAAGCAACCACACCGAGGCUGCCCUCGUUCACAUGUUGCUAACGCUGCUGAUAAAGGCAGGUUGUAAGUCCAGUGAUAUCGGUGUGAUCGCCCCCUACAGACAGCAGCUGAAGAGCAUCUCUGCCCUGCUGCAGUCCCCUGUGUUCAGUGGCGUGGAGGUUAACACAGUCGACAGAUACCAAGGACGUGACAAGAGUCUUAUUGUGAUUUCCUUUGUCAGGAGCACUGCAGAGGAAGGAAGCCUAGGAGAGCUGCUGAAGGACUGGCGGCGGCUGAAUGUUGCGGUGACCAGAGCCAAACACAAGCUGCUGAUGGUGGGCUCUGCCGCCACGCUGCGACGCUACGCUCCGCUGGAGAAACUGCUCAACCAUCUCCAACAGGAGAACAUGAGCGUCCAGCUCCCUCCAGCCGCCCACAAGAUGCUGCCCGGCAUGCGCCUGUGACUCAGCACCCCCCAUGGUUUUUCACGUUGAUUUUCUCUAAUGUGUAAGAAACAGAAAAUAAUUGUGACGCCUCAGCGGGACGUCACACUGACACUUCACGUGAUGGACAGGCUUUACUGUCAAACACACUGUGAGAUUUUGAUUUUAGCUGCUUAAUAAUCUGAAAAUGACUUGAACCUCCUUUUGUGGCCUCGCAGCAGGUGCCAGCUGUCCAGCAAACAACAAGUCAGAAACAAUCACAGUCGCCAUGUUGGCCUCUUAAAAAAUUUGCCCCAACGCUUUUAAAAUGUGUGGAAAUUAUUUCAGCCGCUCUUACCUUCCACUGUGAGAAUCUUUUUCUGUCCAAAAUCCAGGAAAAAUGUGCAGACUUUUACAUUAUCAGGCUCUACCUCUGAUCUCUCCUGCACUGUGUUUGGGACAUUUUUAUUUUAUUUUUUAUUUUUUUUAUCAUAGAUGAUUGAUUUUGCAAUAGAACGCUCAUAAUCCAAGGCCCUCAGAAAUGGAAGUUUAAAAGUUGUUUAGUUGAUAUAUACUGAAACUGAAACAGAUUCAGGAGCGAGCACUGAAAAGUGUUCACACUCUGGACCCAAUCUUACUCAGAAUAUGAAGAGACUGCGUUUACAUGGACUCCCAGUUAUGAGGCCUAUCCCAGUUUUGAUCAU